Molecule: messenger RNA, 1424 nt
Organism: Solanum tuberosum (potato)
Lineage: Eukaryota; Viridiplantae; Streptophyta; Magnoliopsida; Solanales; Solanaceae
Product: neurofilament medium polypeptide
Exons: 5
Coding region: 214-1194 (326 amino acids)
Molecular function (GO): metal ion binding
Source: RefSeq, a predicted model, not a curated record
CUACGCCAGUUGUGCAUCGAUGUGGGAUAAAAAGCAAGUGACUAGUGAGUGAGCGCCUUGUAGAUAAUCUCUGUUGUCAUCACUAUUAACCUUUUCUUGAGAAUAACAACACUCACCAUAACAUAAACAAAAAGAGAGAGAAAAACAAACUGAGUUCUGAGUUCUGAGUUCUGAGUUGAGUCUCUCUCUGCAUAAGCUUAUCCAAGAACAUCAAUGGGCGAGGAAGAGAAGAAACCUGCAGAAGAAGUGAAGAAAACAGAGGGAGAGAAGAAAGAGGAUGCUCCAAAAAGUGAUGAAAAAACAGAGGAGAAGAAAACCGAGGAAGCACCGGCUCCUCCACCGCCGCCUCAAGAAAUUGUUUUGAGAGUUUACAUGCAUUGUGAAGGAUGUGCUCGUAAAGUUCGUAAAUCACUUAAAGGAUUUCAAGGAGUUGAGGAUGUUUUAACGGAUUGUAAGAGUCAUAAAGUGGUGGUGAAAGGGGAAAAAGCAGAUCCAUUGAAGGUUCUUGAAAGAGUUCAAAAAAAGAGCCACCGUAAAGUUGAGCUUCUGUCUCCGAUCCCAAAACCGCCGGCGGAAGAGGCUAAGAAGCCGGAAGAGAAAGAAGUUGUUAAACCAGAAGAGAAAAAAGAGGAGCCUCCUCAAGUGAUUACUGUAGUUCUGAAAGUUCACAUGCAUUGUGAAGCUUGUUCUCAAGAAAUCAAAAGGCGUAUACAGAAAAUGAAAGGUGUGGAGAAUGCAGAGCCAGAUUUAAAGAACUCACAAGUGUCAGUAAAAGGGAUUUUUGAGGCAACACAGCUGGUGGAUUAUGUAAGCAGGAGAACAGGGAAAAGGGCAGUUAUAGUGAAAGUAGAACCAGAAAAGAAAGGAGAGGAGAAACCUAAAGAAGAGAAGAAAACAGAGGAAGGUGAAAAAGACGCGAAAAAAGCCGAGGAAGAAGAGAAAAAGGCUAACGGCGGAGACAGUGCCUCCGCCGUCACUGCUGCAGCUCCUUCGGAAGGAGCUGCAAAUAAAGAGGUUGGUGUUCAAGAAGAAGACCCAAAACUAGAAAUGAAGAAGAAUGAGUUUUACUACUAUUACCCACAGCAGCCAAAUUACCAUCUUUACCCUCAAACAUAUGCGUCACAUGAGAUGUAUAAUCCUUACCCUCCACAAAUGUUUAGUGAUGAGAACCCCAAUGCAUGUUCUGUGAUGUAAAUUAGGAAGAACAUGAAAAGGGUAUAUGUGGAAAGAAUGGAGUUAUGGUCACAUGGGAAAUGUCCAUGGCCAUUUCUCUUAAGUUGUUGUUUAUGGUUGUGCUCUACAUGUGGCCCUGUCUGUUGGGGCCUUGCAGCCAAAAAGACUAGAGAAUUUUGUGAGCACUUUGUACCUUUUUCAUGGGUUUUUUAAUUAUAUAAUCUUCUUAUUAUAUAAUACUCCCCCUGUCC